AUGGAUCGUCCUACAGUGAUACCGGAUGAUCCGAGUUCCGAAAAAGAGAAAGAACAAGAAGAAGAACCGCAGAUUCUGGAGACGAUGUUUCCACUUGUGACCGAAGCUUCAGAGAAUUCAGAAGAAGUGAUGAAAACGUCAAUGGAUUCAGAAGACGAGAACAAAGAAGGGGAAUCAGAAUCAGAAUCAGAAUCUGAAUCAGAAGACGAGGAAGAACAGGAGAAUCGUAGACAGUGUGAAACAAAGGAAGAAAAGAUGGAACGUGUGAAGGAGAGAAUUGAAAAGAGAAAGGAGGCGGCGGCUGCGAAACGAUCCAUAAACAACUUGAGAUCUCCUGUAAUUUCUGUAGUUGGUUACUUUGGUUCUGGAAAGAUGGAUCUGCUGAAAAAUAUCAGAAGGACCAAUCUACACGAGGGAGAGUCUACGGAGGUGUCCGGCGAAGCUAUUCAAGAGAGGUGUCAAGAAGUUAAUGGAUUCUUGAUGGAGCAGAUGCAGAUUCCAGGACUUUUGGUUAUUGAUACAGCUGGUCACGAGAGUUUCUCGAAUCUGCGUACGUGUGGAUCGUCUCUCAGCGACAUGGCCAUACUCAUCGUCGAUAUUAUGGUCGGUUUGGAUUCACGAACAAUGGACUUGUUGAAAUUAUUGUACAAAGGGAAGACCCCAUUCGUAAUCGCUUUGAACAGAAUCGAUGGUCUGAGUGGGUACGAGUCAAAUUCCCGAAAAGAUGUGUACGAACUGCUGCAAUGUCAGAAAACAAGUGUCUAUUCGGAAUUCAAAGCGAGAGUGGAGAAAAUUGUGGGGGAAUUCGCUGACCAAAAGAUCAAUGUGGCACUUUCCAAUAGCAAACACGCUACGGAUCCAGACUACGUUAUCAUGAUACCGACGUCGGCAAAGAAGGGCGAUGGAAUCGGGAAUUUGCUGUCGUGUAUUGUCAAUGAGACGCAGACAAAGUAUGCUCAGAAAUUGGCGUAUUCAGAGGAGAUUGAUGCCACUAUUACGGAUCUCAAAGAGAUUCCUGGUGAGUUUUGGGAUGAAAAUGACUGA
This is a messenger RNA of Caenorhabditis remanei, 1044 nucleotides long. RefSeq lists its product as uncharacterized. NCBI's taxonomy places the organism in Eukaryota, Metazoa, Nematoda, Chromadorea, Rhabditida, Rhabditidae. The transcript has 3 exons. The record is from RefSeq and is a predicted model, not a curated record. Gene Ontology annotation, molecular function: GTP binding; translation initiation factor activity; GTPase activity. The coding region runs from base 1 to 1044 and encodes 347 amino acids.